Mastomys coucha (southern multimammate mouse) is the source of this 2028-nucleotide messenger RNA. It is a transcript of the gene Ogfr, whose product is annotated as opioid growth factor receptor. Gene Ontology annotation, molecular function: opioid growth factor receptor activity. The coding region runs from base 66 to 1709 and encodes 547 amino acids. The record is from RefSeq and is a predicted model, not a curated record. Lineage: Eukaryota; Metazoa; Chordata; Mammalia; Rodentia; Muridae. The transcript has 7 exons. Gene Ontology annotation, cellular component: membrane.
CCCGCCCCCGCGCUUCCUCCUCUUUCACUUUCCUUUCGGCGGAAAGCCGGUCCUGCCUGUCGAGUAUGGACGACCUGGACUGCGAUUCCACCUGGGAGGACGAGAGCGAGGAGGACGGCGAGGAUGGCCAGGCGGAUGAUACGACCGAUGAGGACACGGGCGAUGAUGACGGGGACGCAGAGGAGGCACGGCCAGGCCUGUUCCAGUCUAGGAUGACAGGGUGCCGAAACUGGCGUGCUGUGCAGGACAUGCAAAGAUACCGGCACAACUAUCCGGAUUUGACAGAUCAAGACUGCAAUGGUGACAUGUGCAACCUGAGCUUCUACAAAAAUGAGAUCUGCUUCCAGCCAAAUGGCUUUCUCAUUGAGGACAUUCUGCAGAACUGGAAAGACAACUAUGACCUCCUGGAAGAGAAUCACUCCUACAUCCAGUGGCUGUUUCCUCUGAGGGAACCAGGAGUGAACUGGCAUGCCAAGCCCCUCACACUGAAGGAGGUUGAGGCAUUUAAAAGCUCCAAGGAAAUCAGAGAACGUCUUGUCCGGGCCUAUGAGCUCAUGCUGGGCUUCUAUGGGAUCCAACUUGAGGACCGGAACACAGGUGCCGUAUGCCGUGCACAGAACUUCCAGCCACGCUUCCAUAACCUGAACAGCCACAGCCACAACAACCUGCGUAUUACACGCAUCCUCAAGUCGCUGGGCGAGCUGGGCUUAGAGCACUACCAGGCUCCGCUGGUCCGCUUCUUCCUGGAGGAGACCCUAGUACAGCACAAAUUGCCCAGCGUUCGCCAGAGUGCCCUGGACUACUUCCUGUUCGCCGUACGCUGCCGGCACCAGCGCCGGGAGCUCGUGUACUUUGCAUGGGAACACUUCAAGCCUCGCCGAGACUUUGUCUGGGGGCCCCGUGACAAGCUGCGGAGGUUCAGGCCCCAGAGUAUACCCCGGCCACUGAUGGGACUAGGGCAGGCAGAUAAAGAUGAGGGCUCCAGGGACCCCUCCCAAGAGGCUGGCAACCAGGGUCGGACCUGUGGAUCUGGGAGGGACCUGAGUGGGGACAGUGGAACAGCUGAGGAUUCCUCACUGCUGAGUGCAAAGCCCCAGGAUGUAGAAACCUUGGAUGGGGACCAAAGGGAUGAGGCUAAGUCUCUGAGCCCCAAAGAAAGCAAGAAGAGGAAGUUGGAGGGGAACAGGCAGGAGCAGGUCCCAGGGGAGCCAGAUCCCGAGGGUGUCUCUGAGGUAGAGAAAAUUGCCCUCAACCUUGAGGAGUGUGCCCUCAGCCCCGUCAGCCAGGAACCCAGGGAGGCUGAACAGCCCUGUCCUGUGGCCAGGGUGGCUAAUGAGGUAAGAAAGCGGAGGAAGGUGGAAGAAGGGGCUGAAGGUGAUGGAGUAGCCAGUAACACUCAAGUGCAGGCCAGUGCCCUGCCUCCUACCCCUUCAGAGUGCCCCGAGUCCCAAAAGGAUGGGAAUGGGCCAGAGGACCCAAAAAGCCAGAUGGGGCCAGAGGACUCCAAAAGCCAGGUGGGGCCAGAAGACCCAAACCAGGUGGGACCAGAAGACCCAAAAAGCCAGGUGGGGCCAGAGCAAGCAGCCUCUAAGAGCCUAGUGGAGGACUCUAGGGACCUGGGGGAAGACUCUGAUACUACUGGAACCUCAGUGGAUGCGUCAGAGGAGUUGGCAAGGAUUGAGGCUUCUGCUGAACCCCCAAAGCCUUAGAGGUGCAUCUCGGUCCUACUUAGCCCACUGCAGGGGGUUUCUGUCCCAGAGCUCUGUUGUUGGCUCUUCUUGGUGCCCCACAGUGCUGGCCUCUCCCUAGUGGCCACUGAAGUGGCCUGAGGGACUGAGGCCCUGCCCUCAGGGAAGGCCAAGGCCUUCAGAAGCCUCCUUACCUCACUGUGUCCUCCUCCACUGCCCUCUGAGCCCUGUGUUAUGAACAGACCCUAAGGGUCUAGGGGGAGGGGCCUCUUUUAUUAGUCUGGUGCCAAGUGAGGCCUUUUCUGAAUAAACUCUUUAGACUUUGUCUUUUGGUAUGGCC